Molecule: messenger RNA, 2832 nt
Organism: Onychomys torridus (southern grasshopper mouse)
Lineage: Eukaryota; Metazoa; Chordata; Mammalia; Rodentia; Cricetidae
Gene: Fam186b
Product: family with sequence similarity 186 member B
Exons: 8
Coding region: 1-2832 (943 amino acids)
Source: RefSeq, a predicted model, not a curated record
AUGGAGAAGGACAAUCCCCCACACUUGGUGACUCCCACAUCAGUGAAGGCUAUCAUCUCAAAGAUUGAGGCUGCCCAGCUAAUUCGGACUCAGGAGGAUAUUUCCACCCAGCUCUCAGACAUCUUGGACAAUGUCAACUGCGCCAUAAAUCGCUUCCAGGAAGAACUGGGAUACGAUUUAAAGGAAAAGGCAAAGCCUCUCCAACCAGAGCAGAAAGGCAAGAAGAGAUUCAUCUUGCUGGAGAAAAUUGCCUCCUUCUCCAAAGAUGCUAAGGCUAAGGAGAAACACCUGUAUGAGAUCCUGCGCUGGCUGGGAGACUGGGGUGACAGUCUGACCUAUGAGAUGAAGGAUAGGAAGAGCGCGGAGGAAGAGGAAGCCCUGGACGAAUGGAUCGAGGUGAUGGAGAAAGUGUUGCCUCUCUCCCUCAUAGCCACCAAAGGAGGCAUCGAGUCUCUCAUCUCUCUUUGCUCCACUCUCAUUGAAGAACAAAAGAAAAGGACGCAGAUGUCCAAACAUAACUUCUGGCAGGACUGGCGGGAGAAAAGACCACAGAAGUCCUCGCUCCUUCCUCAGCCACUGAGCCCAGAGCAGAUGCUCCAAGACAAGAAUACCACCUGUACAAAGGUCUCCGAGGUGAAGUCCAUGCUGCAGGAGCUCCUUGACUCCACCAUGUUCAACAAAGGAGAGGUCAAGGCCAUCAGAUACAUGUCCACUGUCGUGGAGAACCUCAACAAGGCCUUGAUCCUCCAGCAUAAGGAGAACAGGAAUCUGGAGUUGAAAUACAGAUGUUUGCAGGGGGAGAUGACCAAAGAGUUGCACAGCCAGAGGCUAUACUUUCAGAAAUCCAUCCAGGUCCUCGAGAGCAAAAGGGAUGCUCUGCUAAAGCAGGUAAAGGUUCUAGGGGGUAAAUACCAUGACCUCCUCACAAUAAAGCAUGCCCUGGAAUUCCAGCUGAAGACCAUUCAGACUGCUGGUGGUCUGGAAGAAACCCCUGAGAAAGGGACCCUUCCAAAGAAAGAUACAGCCCUGGAAGAACCCCAACCGGAGCUCAAGGAGGAAGAACUGUUGUUCUCACCGCUUUCCCAAAGCCACCUGGCCAAGGCCUGGGACAGCAGCACACCGCCCGCCCAGCAGCCGCUCCCCACCCCAGCCACAGAUUCGAGGAUCGAAGAUGCGUUCCCUGGCCACACUGAACACCUGGAGCCUGUGCUGCUCCAUCCGGAGGCUCUCCGGUUCCCUACACAGUGGGAACCAUUGGUGGAAGAGGCCCCCGGACAGGGAGGCAAAGAGCAAGUGGACCACUCCUCCCCAGCGAGCUCCAGGAGGACGCUGUUGGAGAGCCACAUGGAGCACUGGGAGGAAGAGCUGGGCUGGGAGACCAAGAGGCAACGGUGGCUGCAGGAGGAGGAGAUGUGGCUACAGCGGCAGAAGAAGUGGACCCUGCUGGAGCAGGAGCACCAGGAAAAGGUGCGGCAGUGGGAGGCGGAGGAGGCUGCCAGGCAGCAGUGGCAGAGACUCACCCAGCCGGAAGAGGAGGCACGGAGCCCCAGGAAAGCCUCCGGGGAGCGGAAGGGAGGCUCGGAGAAGCUGAUCUUCACGACCACCAGCCGGUGGAGGAACCUGGAGAAGUCAGAACCAUCAUCAGCGCCUUCCCCGUGCCGGGCACAGUCUGCCCGCCAGAGCAGGAGGUCCCAUUUACCCAUGUCUGCACACACCCAGCAGCCUGGCCAGGGAACCCAGAGGAUCCUGAGUUCAACGGAGUUGAUACAAACGCCACGGUCCCGCCAGGUUUCUGCUAGACCCAAAAAAUGUGCUUCUUUUCCCAUCACGGGGACGUCCAUCCGAAGGGUGGCCCGGCCCGCUUUGCAGAAAGCCCCAGUGACCCCUAAGGACAAGGUGUACCACAUAGACAUGGGGGGCCAGCUGAAGAACCUGCAGAUCCUGGGUAGUACGGAAUCAGAGCUGGCACUGCCACAGUGCCUACGCAGCAAGGCCCUAGAAGUCACUGCCAUUGCCAUGGAACUGAGUGUCCUCAGACUACAGAACCUGUGCAAGAAGUACAUCCAAUACAGAUGUUUCCAGAGCCUCAGACAAGAAGUGAUCAAACACAUCGGGGCCACUCGACAGGUGAGGGUCACCUAUAAGGCCCAGAGCCUCUACAUGUUCCUGGAGAACAUUGACCGUCAGCAGACCCUCAAGCUGCAGGCCUGGACAGACAGACAGAAGGACCUGGAAGAGAAGCACCAGGAGUACCUGAAAAACAUGGCGACCAUGUUCCCUAAGCUCAAGCAAGAGUGGAACAUCCACCUGAACAGCCCUGUGGUCCUCCCUGCAAAGCCAGGGAAAUGCAAGUCACCUCCAGUCUUACUCCAGAGAGUCCGCUCCAAUGGUGCCACCAACAAGCAACCCCCACCGCCACCCCCACCGCCACCGCCACCCAAGCAGCACCGGGAAUCUGUGCCCCUGCGGAUAGCUGGCCAACAAGGGAACCAGAUGGAAGCCGUAUGGAAGACAGACGUGGCCUCUUCAAGCCACCCGAUAGAAAAGAAGACCCCUGCAAGCCUGUCCUGGGACCAACUAGGGGGAUAUCCAGACAUCCCCAGGCUAUUGGCCGUGGAUGAGCAUUCUUACCACAGAAGCUUGAUGUCCUUCAAGACUCGCUCUUUCAGUGCCUCAGCAAUCCCAAGAAAGGAAUGCCAGGAACCCUCAGAGGAGCCAGCUGAGCUUGUCCGCAAAAUGUCCAGCCAGUCACUCCCCGGAUCCCUACAAAGCCAGAAGGAUGGGGCAGCUCCGGUUCCCGCUCCAACCCUUAGUGAGUCUCCGGGUCACUAA